This is a messenger RNA of Tinamus guttatus (white-throated tinamou), 885 nucleotides long. It is a transcript of the gene PPP1R3B, whose product is annotated as protein phosphatase 1 regulatory subunit 3B. Gene Ontology annotation, molecular function: protein phosphatase 1 binding; glycogen binding. The record is from RefSeq and is a predicted model, not a curated record. Gene Ontology annotation, biological process: regulation of glycogen biosynthetic process. Gene Ontology annotation, cellular component: protein phosphatase type 1 complex. NCBI's taxonomy places the organism in Eukaryota, Metazoa, Chordata, Aves, Tinamiformes, Tinamidae.
GACUGCUUUGCUCACCAGCAAGCCAUGGCCGUGGAUGUCGCGAUGCAGCUCUCCCUGUGCCCCUCGCCCCUGCGGCGGGAGAAGCGUGCCUGCAAGAUCGCCCCGGCGCCCCUCAAGCCGCUGCGGCCCUGCAUCCAGCUGAGCAGCAAGACAGCACCGGGCGACCCCGAGCAGGCGCCCAGCUCCUUCCCCGAAAGCAAGGCCAAGAAGAAGGUGUCGUUUGCCGACAGCAGGGGCUUCGCCCUCACCAUGGUGAAGGUGUUCUCGGAGUUCGACGACCCCCUGGACCUUCCGUUCAACAUCACGGAGCUCAUUGAUAGCCUCGUGGGGCUGACAGCGGUGGAGAGGGACAGCUUUGUGCUGGACUUUGCGCAGCCCUCGUCGGACUACCUGGACUUCAGGAACCGCCUGCACACGGACUGCGUGUGCCUCGAGAACUGCACGCUCAAGGAGCGCUCCGUGGCGGGCACGGUGAAGGUGAAGAACCUCGCCUUCGAGAAGGCCGUGAGGGUCAGGAUGACGUUUGACACGUGGAAGACCUUUGUAGACUACCCGUGCCAGUACGUCAAGGAUGUGUACGAGGGCUCCGACAGGGACACGUUCUCCUUUGACAUCAGCUUGCCCGAGGGAAUCCCGUCCCACGAAAGGGUCGAGUUUGCCGUCUCCUUUGAGUGCAACGGGCAGGUGUACUGGGACAGCAACAAGGGCACCAACUACAGGAUCACACGCUCCGGACUGAAGUCUGCCCAGGAAGCCUUCUGCCCCUCGAGGGGCCCCGACUUCAGCAGUGCCUUUGACCAGUUUGGCAGCCCCCGCUGCUCCUACGGCCUCUUUGCCGAGUGGCCGAGCUACUUGGGCUAUGAGAAGCUUGGGCCCUACUACUAG